Tetranychus urticae (two-spotted spider mite) is the source of this 2960-nucleotide messenger RNA. It is a transcript of the gene nAChRbeta1, whose product is annotated as nicotinic acetylcholine receptor beta1. The record is from RefSeq and is a predicted model, not a curated record. Gene Ontology annotation, biological process: monoatomic ion transmembrane transport. Gene Ontology annotation, cellular component: postsynaptic membrane. Gene Ontology annotation, molecular function: transmembrane signaling receptor activity; acetylcholine-gated monoatomic cation-selective channel activity. NCBI's taxonomy places the organism in Eukaryota, Metazoa, Arthropoda, Arachnida, Trombidiformes, Tetranychidae.
AGUUUUGGUUCAAUUCUUUAUCGUACACCCUGUAACACUCCUGGUUACCAAGAAAACAAUUUUUAUCCAUCAUUAUUUUUACCAAGCAAAGAAAAGGUUGCUCAUGGUUAAAAAGAGGAAAAGGGAAAAGAAAGUAAAAUAUCUCUCUUUACUCUCUGUUUUUAGCUGUUCAAGUUAUCACAAUUUUUUUACACUUCCCAAUGUAAUAAUAAUAUUGUCGCAAUAUUAAAUGAUAUUUUGCAAGUCAAUGUUUAAAAAUUUCAACCCAACUCGUUAAGCUUUCCAAUUGAACCCAAAAAACCUGUAAACACUGAAAACCGAUACAAAAAUUUGAUAAUCUUUUAUCGUGAACCAAAAAAAUUCGAGUUAUCAGUUUUCUCCCAUCAAAUGUCUAUUUACAUGUGUCCAAAAUUUUUACUCUACACAUUUUUAAGAUAACUUAAAUUCACCAUCAUCAUCAGCAUCAUCCAUAAUCACUCUUGUUCAUCAUCAUCUAUAUCAACAUUUAUUAUUAUUUUAUACUCGCUUCCAAUGCAAUAACAUUCACUCCCAGUUAGCAGCGACCAUUGUUAUCCAAGUAAACCAUUACUUUUCCCAAUAAGAAACUGGGAUUGAAUGCGUUCGCCUUUAAGGAGUUUCACAUCGCUCUGGAUGCUAUUCUUAUCUUCAUUCCUCGUUUAUACCUACACAUUAUUAUGCCUCCUCUUGUUCCGGACUAUUUUAUGCUCCGAAGCCGAGGAGCGGCUUGUUCGAGACCUUUUUCGUGAUUACAACAAACUUAUCCGCCCUGUUGAGCUUAUUAACAAGACCGUUGAAGUCAAGUUCGUUAUGUACCUUAUUCAACUUAUUAAUGUGAAUGAAAAAAAUCAAGUGAUGACCACCAACGUUUGGCUGGAACUGAGGUGGAAUGAUUAUCAACUCAAAUGGGAUCCAGCUGAUUACGGUGGAAUAAAAGUUCUCAGAUUGCCCGCUGAUAAAGUAUGGAAACCAGAUUUAGUUCUAUUCAAUAAUGCUGAUGGUAAUUAUGAGGUUCGCUUCAAGAGCAAUGUUCUCAUCUCGGACAACUCUGAAGUCCAAUGGGUUCCUCCAGCUAUAUAUCAAAGUUCAUGUAGAAUUGAUGUGACUUAUUUUCCAUUUGACCAGCAAAAGUGUGAAAUGAAAUUUAGUUCAUGGACCUUCAAUGGUGACCAGGUUAGCCUUAGUUUUUACGCUGAUCCCUGGGUUGAUCUAUCCGAUUACUCUAAAAGUGGUACUUGGGACAUUGUUGAAGUUCCCGGAGUUCUCAAUGUUUACAACAAUAGUAAAUACUCCAAGCCAACUGAAACUGAUAUAACAUUUCACAUAACCAUUAGAAGGAAAACGCUCUUUUACACUGUUAAUCUUAUUUUACCAACAUUGCUCAUCUCAUUCCUAUGCAUACUCGUCUUUUAUCUGCCAGCAGAAGCCGGAGAAAAAGUAACUCUGGGCAUUUCAAUUUUACUAUCGUUGGUUGUGUUCUUGCUGUUGGUCUCCAAAAUACUGCCUCCAACAUCACUAGUUCUUCCCUUGAUAGCCAAAUAUUUACUAUUUACCUUUAUUAUGAACUGUAUUACCAUAUUGGUUACCGUUGUCAUUAUUAAUUGGAACUUUCGAGGUCCUCGAACUCAUCGAAUGCCCAUCUGGAUUCGCAUUGUUUUCCUCAAAUACCUUCCAAUGCUUCUUUACAUGAAGCGGCCCAAGCGAACCCGAUUGAGAUGGAUGAUGGAUAUGCCUUCACUUGGUGUCCACUAUCACCCGUCCCGUGGUCCACCGCCAAGAGGUUUCAAUGCAGCUUCAACUCAACAACCUUAUCAACCUCAUCACAGUCACCAUCAUCAUCAUCACCAUCACCACCAUCAUCGCCAUUCAGCCCACCAGGAAGGUUCAACCGAAGGUGACCAAGUAAACCAUUCACAUUCCCUCAACCGAAUGUCACCUUCAUCAGUAAACAUACCCUCACCUGCAGGGUCAAACGGAGAGUCGAGUCACUUGCACCAUUACCGUCACAACUCGCUUCACCAUAAACUUGGUCACCAUCAACACACGAACCAACCCUUACCUCUUGGAGUUUCAAAAAACGAUGUAGAAAGUAUGGAAAUGUCUGACCUUGGUGGACCAACUGCUCACCACCAUUUAAUCCGCUCAACACCCUCACCCAUCCCACCUCCCAUGCCACCUUCAAUGGCAUCCCCUGAUGAACACAACAUUAAUCAAAGUGAAUACGAACCGUAUCGAAGUUCACCAAGUCACACUCCACCUACAAACCUAAACUAUCGUCCAAAUUACCCAAGUGAUGCUGAUAGAUCUUCCAAUUUACCUCCACCAUUGAGUGAACCCUAUCAUCACCCGACCCACCACAGCCAUCAUCACCUGUACCAUCAUCAUAAUCAUCAUCAAAUUCACCAACAACAUGCUCAACAACCUCAACAUGCUCAACACUCAACCAAUAAUCGUAGUAAAUCGUAUGAUAGAGAAACAUCUUUAGACAAUCAAAGCAUCGACAUGAUCUGUCUAAGCUCAGCAGCUUCAAAAGCAACCGAAGCCAUUGAGUUUAUUGCAGAACAUUUAAGAGCAGAAGAUGAAUAUAUUCAGAUUCGAGAAGAUUGGAAAUAUGUUGCCAUGGUUAUUGAUCGAUUACAAUUAUACAUAUUCUUUCUUGGAACCUUGACUGGAACUUUGGCAAUUCUUUUGGAUGCUCCACACAUAUUUGAAUACGUUGAUCAAGACGCCGUCAUUGCUAAUCACACAUCCAAAACUUUAGCCUAAGGAAACCUUUUGUCGAUACAAAAAUUUACUGUUGACUUCUUUUCAACGCAACAACCAACAUCUUUUUUUAUACUUACAUGUCCAAAACUUAUAGUUGAAACAAUGAAAAAAAAGUUCAAAAGUGAUAACGAAUAAAAAACGGAGAAAAAAUGUUCUUAUCGGCAUUUAUUGUUAAA